This is a messenger RNA of Spinacia oleracea (spinach), 667 nucleotides long. RefSeq lists its product as uncharacterized. Bases 111 to 431 code for a protein of 106 amino acids. The transcript has 2 exons. NCBI's taxonomy places the organism in Eukaryota, Viridiplantae, Streptophyta, Magnoliopsida, Caryophyllales, Amaranthaceae. The record is from RefSeq and is a predicted model, not a curated record.
AAAGGAAAAAUAGUAGUAUAAAUAAGAGCAAUGCCAUGAGUAAAAAUGAGCAAAACGAAUCCACUUCUUAACUAUUAUCAAUCUUGUCGCAAAAGUGUUUAGCUAACAUUAUGGGUUUCUCCAAAUUUGCUGUCUUUGCUCUUUUCAUGCUCGCUGCAUCAGCUGUGAUAGAUGCGAAAUAUGAAGCAAGAACCACUGCAUCGAUAAUGACUGAACAGCUCCUGGAAGCUGAAGUGAAGGCAUUGGCAUCACUUAGAGAAGUUGAAAGGGGUUUUGCUAAUUCAAAGUUGAAGCAAAAUCUGAUGAUGAGGACUACUGAAGAUAAGUGUUCUCCAUCAGGGGCCAUAUGUUCGGGUUUUGGACCUCCGGAACAAUGUUGUUCUGGUGCUUGUGUUCCUCAUCCUAUCCUGAGGAUCUUUGUGUGCCAGUAAAAGCCCGGGUCGGGUGACUCGUGACGGGUCGAUCAUCACCUUCAAUUUCCUUUGUUAAUUAUGUACUCCGAUUAUCCGUACUUUGUAGUGUACCCGUGUACGAGAUAGAAUAAAAUUGAUGAAGGUGUUGGUGAGGAAAUGCUUCUAUAUAUGUUGUAUGUCUCUUGAGACUUGAGUCUUUGUUCUUGGAAUAAUUAAGAAUAAGUUUGGCUAGUUUCUAUUAAGCCAAUUAUCUA